AUGUCAAACUGCGAAUUAAUUAACCUUCCUGUGUUGGAGUUGGAGCAACACCAAGUGCGCGAAGUCCUCCGAUGUGUUUUGCAUACCAUAAUCUUCAACAGGGCUCUUGGACCUGUGAGACCUAGAGAAGUGGACUCUGAGCUCUUUGAGAUCACAUACGUGCAGUGCGGAGACACACUCGUGGAGAGGGUGAUAGAGGAGAAGAUAGACCAGUUCUACGGCUGGGUGGAGAAGCACCCAGGCAAGAGGGGCCAGGUGAGCUUGGCCUUCUUUGAGAAGCGUAAGACACAGCGCUGGUCCCUCAUUGGCGGCAAGCAGGAGGAGCGCCUCUACUGGGAGCAGUGGCAUGCGAAGCUGCAGGAAGCUGUGGAGCAGGUGAUGACGCUCAUAAUCCGCGCUGUCAACGAGAAGAAAGACCAUAUCCCGCCAGUCACCUCUGCUGCAGUCCUCACCUUCCCCUUUGAGAUCACCGUUGCCGGCAGACACGAUGCGCAAAGACAUCUGAUGGGGGUUGCAUGUUGUCGCAGAGAUGGCAACAUUGGCUAUGGCCUGGAGACUAUGAAGCGGCUGCUGAUGCACACCAGCCCCCCACCAGUGCUCAGCUGA
Coccomyxa subellipsoidea C-169 is the source of this 606-nucleotide messenger RNA. RefSeq names its product DUF1649-domain-containing protein. Gene Ontology annotation, biological process: autophagy; autophagosome assembly. The record is from RefSeq and is a predicted model, not a curated record. The coding region runs from base 1 to 606 and encodes 201 amino acids. NCBI's taxonomy places the organism in Eukaryota, Viridiplantae, Chlorophyta, Trebouxiophyceae, Coccomyxaceae. The transcript has 7 exons. Gene Ontology annotation, cellular component: phagophore assembly site.